Molecule: messenger RNA, 561 nt
Organism: Lasiodiplodia theobromae
Lineage: Eukaryota; Fungi; Ascomycota; Dothideomycetes; Botryosphaeriales; Botryosphaeriaceae
Product: Nad-dependent epimerase dehydratase
Exons: 1
Coding region: 1-561 (186 amino acids)
Source: RefSeq, a predicted model, not a curated record
AUGCCUUUGUGGAAGGAGAAGAAGUCGUCCAAGUCCAGCGAGGCUCCCGCCAUGACGCAGCAGCGCCGGACUGCCCUGGCCAUCGUCGAGGCCUUGAACCGCCUGGACACGCGCGCCGUGUGGAACAUGCGAGACCGCAGCUGCUGGCGUGAGAUCUACCCCAAGUCCAUGGGCAUGCCUGCUCAGGACAACGACGCCGCCCAACGCGCCCUCAACUUCAUCCUCAACACCUUCAAGACCUUCUACAUUUCCGUGCACGACCUCAUCGAAGACGUGCCUGCCCGCAAGGUCUGCAUGUGGGUCAUCUGCACCGGCACCACCGUUUCCGGGCCCUGGACCAACGAGUACGUCUGGAGCAUGGAGUUCAACGAGGCCGGCACCCACGUCGUGCGCUGGAAGGAGUUCGUCGACAGCAUCUCGACCAAGGCCCUGUUCCCCGAGAUCAUGGCCGAGUCGUGGGACGAGUCGAUGAGCGACCGGCCCUCCACCGGGCCCUCGACCAGGUCCGAGGCCCCUUCGAGUCGCCCUUCUGCCGGGCCUUCAAACUCGGGAGCUUCAUAG